Molecule: messenger RNA, 1656 nt
Organism: Dichotomopilus funicola
Lineage: Eukaryota; Fungi; Ascomycota; Sordariomycetes; Sordariales; Chaetomiaceae
Product: cytochrome P450
Exons: 3
Coding region: 1-1656 (551 amino acids)
Molecular function (GO): oxidoreductase activity, acting on paired donors, with incorporation or reduction of molecular oxygen; monooxygenase activity; heme binding
Source: RefSeq, a predicted model, not a curated record
AUGACAAUACAACAGUUCUACCUCCUGGGUGAGGACCCGGCGACUGCUCUCGACAUUGAGAUCCCCUCAUCCAUCGACGAAGAUGAGCUUCGACACCUCAUCGCCUCCCACUUUGCCAUCGUCGACCCCAAUGGCAUCGGCUUCACCUCCCCCACCACCUCUCUCCCAACAACCGCCGACGUCCUGCGCACGCCCGGCCCCAUCUCCAUAACAAUCGACAACCACCCCGUCCGCCCCAUCCCCGGCCCCAAGGGCCUCCCCUACAUCGGCAACUACCUCGAGAUCUACCCGGACCACCUAGGUAACCACCAACGUCUCUUCGACCGCUACGGUCCCCUUUUCAAAACCACCAACCUCGGCAGCGUGACCUACCACACCAACGACCCGAAAUUGGCCUCUAUCGUCUUUGCAGAGAGCGAUUUCUUCUCCAAGAGUAUCAUCAAAGGCCACCCUUUGCAUCCGAUCAAGAACCGGGAGGCCGGGGUGUUCUUGGGGGAUACGGAUACCGAGGAGUGGAGGAUGGCACAUAAGUUUUUGCCGCCUGCGUUGGGGCCCAAGGCGGUACGGCAUUACGCGCCGACUAUGCAGGUGACUGUUGAUCAGGCGUGUAAGGUGUUUGAUGAGUUGGAUGAGAGGGAGGAAGCGUGGAAUGUGUAUCCGUACAUGUUGAAGUUGGGGUCGCAGGCCGUUGGGAAACUGGUGCUGGGGAUGGACUUUGGGCAUUUUGAGGCGGUGGAUGCGCCGAUGCAUGAGAUGGUCGGGAGGAUUGCGGAGAGCUUGUCGCUGAAUAAGCAGAUUGCGUCGAUGGGGAGUUGGUAUGCGAGUAUGCCGUUUGGGGCGCCGAAGCAGUUGCGGUUUGUGGCGGAGAGGAUUAGGGUUAUGAUGGAGGAGUCGGUCGAGAGGGCGUUGAGGGGGACGGAGGAUUUGGAGUUGCAGGAGGCUGCGUUGAAGGCGGAGAAUAUGGUUGACUACCUCCUCCACGCCAAAGACUCCAAAGGCCUCAAAAUGCCCCGCAACCGCAUCCUCGAGCCCCUCGUCGUCGCAACAGGCGCCGGCUUCACAACCACCUCCUCCCUCCUCUCCUGGCUCCUCUACGGCCUCGUCACCUACCCCGGUGUCCAAGACCGCCUUCUCCAAGAACUCAUCGACCACAACGUCACCGCCGACACCCAAUUCACCUCCGACCUCACCGACAAACUCACCUUCCUCGACCACUACAUCAAAGAAACCCAACGCCACCACAACCCCUCCUUCCAACCAGCCCGCACCGCCAAAGUGGACAUGAUUCUCCCCGGCGGCUACAAACUACCCCGGGACGCUGUCGUCAUCCCCGCGCUGCACCACAUCCACCACAACGCGGCCGUGUGGGAAAACCCGGGGAGGUUUGAUCCAGACCGGUGGGGGGAUAAGGAGGCGGCGCGGAAUCGGCCGAGCGGGUCGUAUAUCCCGUUUGCGACGGGCCCGAGGAUGUGUGUGGGGUUUAACUUUGCGCUGCAGGAGGUUAAGGUUUUCUUGCCCAAGUUGGUGUAUCGGUAUCGGUUUGAGAGGGCGUUGGAUGGGCCGGUGGAGUAUGAUCCGAUGUUUCAGUUGAUUCGGCCGAAUAAUUUGUAUGUGAGGGCUGAGAGGAGGGUGAAGUGGCCGCCGAGGAGUGAGUAG